Cetraspora pellucida is the source of this 352-nucleotide messenger RNA. NCBI's taxonomy places the organism in Eukaryota, Fungi, Glomeromycota, Glomeromycetes, Diversisporales, Gigasporaceae. The record is from the annotation of a GenBank genome assembly.
AUGACAUCAAUACUUUUGAGGAUCGAUGAAAAUCAACAGAAUAACGAUGUAAUUGCUAGUUCUAGUUAUUUGUGUAUAGAAAAUGCAAGUGUUAGUAGCGAUGAGGUUAGCAGUAAUGAAAUUAGUGAUGAUGAAGUGAGUGAAGUUAGUGAUGAAGUGAGUAAAGUUAGUGAUGAAGCUAGUGAGAAUACAAAUUAUAAAAAGCCCAAGGAUUCUGAAAGAAAAUCUACAAAUGAAUCUUUCCUAAGGUGUGCUAUCUGUGUGGUGACCGAAAUGCAGCAAAAACAUCAAAGACUGAAUGACCAUUAUGUGUUGAGUGUAAAGGAAAUGCUUUGUCGAAAAAGCGCUUUAU